CACACACACACAGUUUUUAUUCAGCUCCUUUCGCUGAACUGUUUCAUUAAACGCACACACAUGCUCUGAAAGGUGUGUUUUUGUGUGAUUUUUCUUUGCUAUUAUGGUGGGUAAAUGAUUAAAUAUUUAAGAAGAAGCCAAGUAGGCGUGGGUAGAAGACGAAUUAAGUAUGCUGGGUUGCUAAACAUGCUUCUCUUUCUGUUUGUGUGGAUUGUGGUUGCUUUAGUGGUGUGGAUGUACAGCAGACUAGACGACAUGUCAACAUCAUCAACCCACCUCUCCACUGGCUCAGACACUCGACCAAAAGGCUGGUUCAAACCAAUGUUCAACCAAUCUGGGAAUAUUAUGCAAAAUGCAAUGAACACACGACAGACUUCUGGUUGCAAGCAAGUGUCCCCUAUUACUGCAAGUCUUGGUACACCUAUACCUCAGGCCAAUAUAAGUGGAAUGGAUACUGGGGAAAUUGUUGUUCUGGAUGCACUAGAGACCAACAGCCUUCAGCAUCAACAGCAGCAACAGCAGCAAGUUGAAAUAGUGAAAAAUGUGGCAUACUGUGAAGAUGUUGAAACAGCAUCAUCUAAUUGUCCUGCAGUGAAAGUGACGGAUUUAUGUCCUGCUCCAUCUCCUGCUAAGAGCCCUCGAUUAAAUAGUCCUUUCCAUUCAAUUCAUUCGCAAGUAGGCUUCUCAGCAAAUUCACCUAGCAACAGACAGCCUCUAUUCAAGAACAAAUGUGUGUCUUUAUGGCAAGCAAAUAAUAUGUCAAAGGCAUUUGGGAGUUUAGCAAGUGAUUUAGCUACUACCACUUGUCGAGUUGAUGGUGGUGGGCCUUUGAAUCAGGAUACUUAUUUCUUGAAGCACGAGGACAUGAAGUUUCCACCAUAUGUGAAAGGCAAUCAGAUAAAGGAUCCAGACUCUGUUGGCCAAGCAGAGAACUUGAUGGCUUUAACAAACAUUGGAGUUGGUGAAGUUCAGCACAUGACUGGUGGUGGAGGUGGCAGCACCCAAACAUCUCGUAGUAGUGUAUUAAGAAAUAAUUCUGUUGAACAGUUUAGUACCACUCCAAAAUCUUUACAACCAGAGAAAUCUCCUCAGUGUAAGACACCAACAAGAGAGCAAACAUGUGAAGCCAAUUUGCAGCAAACCACAUUCUCUUUCAAUAGGAAAUGGCCUCAGUCUCAUAUUAAUGUUACAAGAAGGAAAGCAUUGAACAAUAAGCUGGUUACAGACAACCCUAAACCUGAAACUCCAAAUUCCAUAUCUCAAAUUUCACAGGUGGAAGAAAAAUCAACUGUGCAAAAUUGUUCUAAUGUAAAAACAGUCAACUGCAUUUUGCCAAAUCAGGUAGAAGAAGUGUUUACAUCUAAAAUUGUUGCAAUGGAUGGAAGUCUAACGACUGCCAAGGAGAUGGCAAUGGUAGUUUGCAAGAGUUGUGGCAAUCGUGGUAGAUUACAUGAAAAAUGUGAUCGGUGUAAAAAACGAAUAACUGACACUCCUAAAGCUAUCAGUUUUUUACAGUCAAAAAAGAAAUUAAUUACAUGUUCUGUGAAGAAAUCUGAUCCCCCUUCAGCUAUAGAAAAAAAUGUAUUUUACCCUAAGAAGCUCACGGAACGUGUAUCUAGUUUCAAUGCUACUACUGAACCUCUAAAGACUACACUAGCAUCAUUGUCAAGUAAUAUAAAUUGCUCUCCCACAACUGUAAAACCAAUACAGUAUCCAAGGUCUCGACAGGCUGUGCGUGGACGGAAAUCUAUUACUAUUCACAAUAUGAAGCCACCAGUUCCAGAAACAGUUACUAUAUCAGAUGAUGAUGAACCAGCUGCUGCAGAAUCGUCAGAGAAUCAAUCCAAAGUAUUGGACCCUAAUUCCCGGAUCUCACUCAACAGUAAUGCUACAAAUUCUUCUUUGAAGUCUGAUAGUCCUGAAGAGAAUGAUCGCCCUGACUCGCCCAUUUUCCCUGCUAUUUCUACCAACCUGUCUAUGGUUAAUCGGUCUCGGUGCAAUAGGAUGGAAGAUGAGCUUGGUAAUGUGGUCAGUAGAGUAGGUGCACAGAAUAUGGAAGUGGAUGAAGCUGAUGAAAGCUCUCUUUAUGGAGAUCCCUUAGAGCCUGCCUUUAAUCCUGAUCAGCUGCACUUCCAGACACGUAAUUUACGGAUUGGGAAUGUGGAUAUCAGCUCUCCACGAGAAGUGCUGCUAAAUUCUGACUGCAUGUUAUUUAAAUUUACUAGAGAAGAUAAACCUAUUGAGUUUAAAGUUUUUCCUUUGGAAUUCAAGUCCUGUGAAUACAAUUUUGUUUAUCGGCGUCCUGUUGUUAUUUUACACUUAACCCAGAGCUGUGCUGUUCGAAUAGAAAGCGUACUUGGUUUAAAAUUUACUAAGUUUUGUUACGAUCCUAAUAGUUCUGAUGCUACUCAUCGUUACAUUGUCAUGCUUCUACAACCCAGCAGUAAGCUUAUGAUGUUGAAGAAGCCUCUAAUAGAGAUCUUUCAAAAAUUUCAAAAGAUUCAGUCACAAAAUAAAAAUAGUCAAGAACCAGAUAUCUUUAGAGCAAUAACAAUUGGAGAAGCGAAUCAGAAGUUGGUUGAGUGCUGUCCUGAUCUAUCUCAACUAUUACCAUUGUCUUCAGUAGAAACAGAGAAUCCAUACCCUCCUAGCUCAUUUGAAGCUGCUUUAUCAUUAUAUCCAGAUGCAUCUCCUCCAAUUAAUAUGGGUUUUUCAGGACCUGUAGAAAACUUGAUCACUUACCCUCCACCACCUGCAAAGGGAGGAAUCACCAUUACCAAUGAAGACUUCUUUUGUUUGAAUGAAGGAGAGUUUCUAAAUGAUGUCAUCAUUGAUUUCUUCCUCAAGUAUCUGGUAUUGGAGAAAUUAUCAGAGACUGAUCGAGAACGUACUCAUGUGUUCAGUUCAUUCUUUUACAAACGUCUCACACAACGAUUGAACAGGCAUUCCUACAGCUCUGAUCAGGACCCUUAUUGCUCGCCAAUGAUUAAAAGGCAUGCACAAGUAAAAACCUGGACACGACAUGUUGAUAUCUUCCAGAAGGACUUUAUUAUUGUACCAAUUAACGAGAACGCCCAUUGGUUCUUGGCCAUCAUUUGUUUCCCUGGAAUGGAGCAUCCUCAAGCCGUCCGCUAUUUAUUCCUUACCAGCCAGGACAGCAGCACUUUACAGAAACUUAAUGCUCAUGCAGAAGGCACAUCAGAUGAAACUAAUAAACUACCAAUUAAACUCUGUGAUAUACGCAAAGAGUCUUAUACAGAGUUGUAUGGAUUUAAACAGCCAUGUAUUUUGAUAUUUGAUUCUCUGGCUGGACCAUCUCGAACAAAUGUUGUCAAAACAUUGCGAGAGUAUUUGCAGGUUGAAUGGGACACAAGAAAGAAGACCCCUAAACGAACGUUUGACAAAGAUUUCAUCAAAGGAGGUGUUCCAAAAGUACCUCAACAGAACAACUACAGUGAUUGUGGGGUUUAUGUGCUGCAAUAUGUAGAAAGUUUUUUUAAGAAUCCUAUAAAAGACUUCACCAUUCCUAUUCGAAUACAUAACUGGUUCUCUGAAGAACAAGUUAAUUCAAAGCGCCAAGAGAUCCAAGAACUUAUUUGGAACUUGAAGAAAGAUGUGGAUGAAAAAAGUUCUUCUACCAAUAAAAGCUGACGCUGAUUUCUGUUGGGUACUGAUCCAUCAUAAACGAAUCAACUUCCAGCAGGGUGACUUGUGUUCCCUGCUGCCCAAUGGCUCUUGCUGGAGUUGGGAUGGGGGGGAGAGAGAAAGAAAGAGAGAGCAGCACCGCUACGGCGGCCAAUGGGUCAGAGCACUGAUUUAUGAAAAUAAACCUGGUAUCCAGGUCAAUCCAACAAGACUGCUGAAAGGAAAUGUCUUUUAAGAGAUAUUGAAAGAUUAUGCAGUUACUUUCUUGAUUCACUGGAAUUUCUCAUCUCCACUACCAACUACUUCUCUUCCUCUUCACAUAGCAACUUACUUGCUACUCUUUUUCUUUUCUUGUUUGCUUCUUACAUUGAUUUCUUUCUAACUAGUAAUAUAUAUAUAUAUAUAUAUAUAUAUAUAUAUAUGUAUGUAUAUAUAUAUGUAUAUAUACACAUACACACACACACACACAUAUAUACAGGUGUAUAUACACACACACAUAGAGAUCUAUUAUAUACAAAUACAUACAUAUGUUUUUCCUCUCAAUAGCUGCUGCUCUUCCAGCCACUAAUGUUUUAUCUCUGGUUGUGGAAACUAUUAUGAUUAUUUAUUAUUUUUGUAAUAAAAUACUCUCAUUAGAAGUAUGGAAGAUACAAUUGGCUCUGAGCUUCACAUCUUGUUAGUGCCUUGUUGAUCUCUUCAUUGACAACUGACAAAUGCUCAGAGACCACAUUUUAAAUCUAUUUUUCUCCUAAAAUUAGUGUGCUGGAUAUUUCCUGCUCUCUUUCUACCACGACCACCACUACUAUUCCCCUGCCCAUGUGAUAAAAUCCUGCGUAGAUGGCAAGUGUCAUACUCCUUCCUUUCAUCUGAAUAUACUGUCAUAUCUACAAGGAUACAAUUGUUUAGUGAAUGACUGGACAGAAGAAAACAUUGCAAUUUCCUGCUCAUACAGGUGCAGUAGGUAUUGCACAUACAAAACUUAUGGUGGGCAGCUUUACCAAAGAGCAAAACUACCAGAAAGUAAAUUUUAAUGGAUUAUAUAUAAAUAAAUAAAUAAUAAAAAUUCUUCAUUAAAGUUGCUCCUUGAAUUUACUUUACCAUGCUGCUUUUUAUGUAAUCAUUUUGGUUAAAGCUUUGGCUUGGCUGGUUUUUCUAGCAGGAAUAACCACCAUAGACAUGGGAUACUAUUUGGGUUAUCACUUCUACCUCUACUAUAUCACACAAUAUGAAUUUAAGAUUUGCCUUGAAUUCAUGUUGGUUUCAGUUGGAUUUAUUUUGAAGAAAACAAAUGACAUUUCAGUUGAAAGACUAACAAGAAAUCUAUUUUCCUGUCUACUAUAUUUAUUAAUUUAAUAAAAUUUUGCAAAUUUUCUGUUA
Molecule: messenger RNA, 5022 nt
Organism: Octopus sinensis (East Asian common octopus)
Lineage: Eukaryota; Metazoa; Mollusca; Cephalopoda; Octopoda; Octopodidae
Product: sentrin-specific protease 6
Exons: 20
Coding region: 115-3651 (1178 amino acids)
Biological process (GO): protein desumoylation
Cellular component (GO): nucleus; cytoplasm
Molecular function (GO): SUMO-specific endopeptidase activity
Source: RefSeq, a predicted model, not a curated record